This is a messenger RNA of Didymodactylos carnosus, 255 nucleotides long. The record is from the annotation of a GenBank genome assembly. Lineage: Eukaryota; Metazoa; Rotifera; Eurotatoria; Philodinida; Philodinidae.
AUGAAUAAUGCACGAGCUUCCCACACAGCAUCCGUAUUAACAAAUGGAAAAGUGUUAGUUACAGGUGGAUAUGAUAAUGCUGGUAAUACAAAUAGCUCUGAAUUGUAUGAUCCAUCAACGGAAACUUGGACAAACACUGGUAGCAUAAAUGAUGCACGAGCUUACCACACAGCAUCCGUAUUAACAAAUGGAAAAGUGUUAGUUACAGGUGGAUAUGAUAAUGUUAUUUAUACAGCUAGUGCAGAACUAUAUUGA